This is a messenger RNA of Nematolebias whitei (Rio pearlfish), 771 nucleotides long. It is a transcript of the gene pdgfbb, whose product is annotated as platelet-derived growth factor beta polypeptide b. The transcript has 6 exons. Gene Ontology annotation, molecular function: growth factor activity; platelet-derived growth factor receptor binding. Lineage: Eukaryota; Metazoa; Chordata; Actinopteri; Cyprinodontiformes; Rivulidae. Bases 1 to 771 code for a protein of 256 amino acids. The record is from RefSeq and is a predicted model, not a curated record. Gene Ontology annotation, cellular component: membrane. Gene Ontology annotation, biological process: positive regulation of cell population proliferation; positive regulation of MAP kinase activity; positive regulation of cell migration.
AUGUGUCGCGGCUGCUGCCGCUGUGCCGCCAGCAAGCUCGACCCCCCUAAUUAUGGGGAUGCUUUGCCUGCAGCUCUGGUGGAGCUGGUUAGAAACAGCCCCAUUUCCUCCAUCGAGGACCUCCAGCUGCUGCUGCUCUCUGACUCCGUAGAUGAGGAGGACGGGACUGCUGCAGCCAUGGAAGGUCACAGAUUACCACGGAGUCUUGAUGCCCAGUUGGCCCAGCAGGCUUUGUGUAAAGUUCGCACAGAGGUGGUGGAGGUCACCAGGGCCAUGCUGGACCGCAGCAACGCCCACUUCUUGCUGUGGCCGCCGUGCGUCGAAGUGCAGCGCUGCUCGGGCUGCUGCAACACCAAGAGCUUGCAGUGCGUCCCCAUCAUCACACACACCAGAUACCUGCAGGUGAUGAAGAUCGAGUACGUCAACAAAAGGCCCACUUAUGCCAAAGCGGUGGUGUCAGUCGUGGAUCAUGUGGAGUGCAGAUGUCAGGGUGCUGCAUGGCCCCCUGCGCCCAAGAAGAAAUCCUCUCGCAGGCAGCACAGCCACCUGCAUCGGAAUCAAACCCUCAGUCAAGAUCCUGCUCAGGGACAGGUAAAGAUGUUACUGCGCAUGCUCUCCGUUACCGCUUACCUCACCAAGCAGUGCAGCAUCAGCUGUAACAAAAUGACCGCCCUCCGUAUGAUGAGCGUGUUCCUGUUAAGAUCUGAAAGAACUUCAAGAGGCACCAUCUCCAACUGCCACACGGCAGCCAGCAGCCCCAAGGGGCCCUAG